Aureobasidium subglaciale EXF-2481 is the source of this 576-nucleotide messenger RNA. RefSeq lists its product as uncharacterized. The transcript has a single exon. The record is from RefSeq and is a predicted model, not a curated record. NCBI's taxonomy places the organism in Eukaryota, Fungi, Ascomycota, Dothideomycetes, Dothideales, Saccotheciaceae. The coding region runs from base 128 to 481 and encodes 117 amino acids.
UUUGACAAUGUUUAGGCGGUAUGCCUACUAAGGCCAAGCUGGCCGGCCGUUCGUCUGGUGGGUGUUUUGUGCUCUUUUUUCAAAUCAAGUCACCAUCGUCAUUGUUAUUGCUAUAUUCGACGACGGUAUGCCUCUUUGCUUUCCGCCUCUUGCUUCUCGCCUCUCGCCGUGUCUCUCUCUCUCUCUCUCUCUUGGUCCAAAUCCAGAUUGCUUUAUGAUGGUUUACUUUUUUUCCCUUUUUCUUUGUGAUUGUGUUCGCACUCAUCUUGGGGGGGUUUACAUUUUCACAGUAUUUUAUGCUUCGAGGUAUAGUUCAUGUUUCAUGUUUCAUGUUUCUCAUGCUUCUCAUGCUUUUUUAAUUUGCAAGAGUCCAACGGACAAGAGAAAAAGCGUGGAAAGCGUUAGGGGGGAGAAAGGAUUCAGAAAAUCCAGAAAGGGCGAUAGAGAGAGGGAGAGGCACUUUGUGAGCCGUAAGAUGUAAAUCUUGACAUUAUACAGAUGCGGAAACCCUUACUGUAUGGGUAUGAGAAGCAUGUGAAAGAAGAGAAAAAGGUAGACAAUAAUCGCUUGGACUCA